This is a messenger RNA of Macrobrachium nipponense, 4708 nucleotides long. Its product is annotated as mucin-2-like. The coding region runs from base 321 to 3077 and encodes 918 amino acids. The transcript has 8 exons. Lineage: Eukaryota; Metazoa; Arthropoda; Malacostraca; Decapoda; Palaemonidae. The record is from RefSeq and is a predicted model, not a curated record.
AUGCAAGACUCGCUUUGAAGAGUAGUGCUAUCUACUGAGACGUUGGUACACGGUCAAGACACAACAUUACCCAGUACUUCAUAUCAUACCCUCAAGUGUGAAUUAUCCGUAGUGGAACGUACUGUGCCACACAGUCACCGAAGAUUGAGACUGGGUCUUCCUGAGAUUUUGCAGACCUGCCAUUUUUCAAUAGUGGCAGAGGGAGACCGGAGAACUGAAAUUUCACAUUCAAGUCUGACACAGAUAAAACAAACUUCAACUCGUAAAUAAACUGUUGCCACAACUCCCAGUGUCGUUGACGGAGAGCAAAACAAUUUCAGAUGGACCCUGAAGGGAAAGGACCCCGAGGGAGCUACAGCAUGCAGGACUUCCUCCUCAGCAGCGAGGAGCAGCAGCUCAAGUUCCUGCUGCUCUCAGACCCCAGCCUUGAGUCUAAAACUGCCCACAAGAAGGAGCUCUGGACAGUCCAGCUCAUAAGUUUCCUGAAGGCAGUCACAUCCUUCAGUAGGGCCGCUGUUCGUCUGACUUUGGAGAGCAAAACACUAGAUGCAGACGUGAAAUCAGACCGAGAAGAGCAGGAACCAGAGGCUGAACAACAAGAGGGAGAGAGAGAGGAAGAGGAGGAGGAAGAGGCUGGAAUUAUACCUCCAGAAGAGAUAGACAUGAAGGACCCUGAAGGGAAAGGACCCCGAGGGAGCUACAGCAUGCAGGACUUCCUCCUCAGCAGCGAGGAGCAGCAGCUCAAGUUCCUGCUGCUCUCAGACCCCAGCCUUGAGUCUAAAACUGCCCACAAGAGGGAGCUCUGGACAGUCCAGCUCAUGAGAUUCCUGAAGGCAGUCACAUCCUUCAGUAGGGCCGCUGUUCGUCUGACUUUGGCUGAACAACAAGAGGGAGAGAGAGAGGAAGAGGAGGAGGAAGAGGCUGGAGUUAUACCUCCAGAAGAGAUAGACAUGAGAGCCCUCGAGCUUCUGAUUCGCCUGUUGGAGGAAUGGGAGAUCAAGAGGAUGCGACACUUCUCCGAGAAGAACACAGACAAAGACGCACCAGAUAUUUCUUCUGGCGUUCUGAAAGCUGAGGAGGCCAGACUGAAUGACGACGGUCCUCCCCCUGCUGUAGAGAGGCAAAAAGAAAAACAAGAGGCGAAGACAAAUUUACCCAAGAAAACCAGCAGAUUCCUGAGUGACACUGAAACCCCGGGCAAAGAUGCCCAACGUCAAAGGUCGCCAGCGUCGGUGCCCACCAGGAUUCAGGCGGCAGAGCCUGGCAAGCUGACAGAGGAAUACAAGAAACCUAUUCCCUACCCUAAUUUUGGAUGCCUUUAUUCGGAGAUUUUUCGUGAAGACCCCAAACCUUACUCUAAGCUUCUGCUUUCCCGAAAUAAAAGUGCUCACCCACUUUCCCUCAAGUCUCCUCCUUCCAUAUUUACGUCUCCCAACGGCAAUAUUCUGAGAACACCUAAAUCUGUUUCUCCUUAUAAACCUACAUUAUCCAAUCACAUAAUUUCCGGAAAACCUUAUAACUCAGACUUUUUUCCUCACAAACCUGCAUCUCGCAGUGACAGUACUGUGAGAACACAUAAUUCUGCUCUCCCUUACAAACCUGCAUCAUCCAAUUACUUAAUUUCAAGACCGCCUUCUAUUUCAGGAUUUAUUCCUUACAAAUCUACAUCUCCCAAUAUGAGAAUGCCCUCUCAUUCAGGCUCUCCUCUUCACAAACCUACAUCAUCCACUGAUAGUGACAUUAUUGCAAAAACAUCUACGAGUAAUUCAGGCUUUCCUCCUCCUCCUACAUCAUCCAAUGAUAUUAGUGUAAAACCACCUAAUUCAGGAUUUCCUCCUCACAGACCAUCAUCACCCACUGACAUUAUUGCGAAAACACCUUCUACAAGUAAUUCAGGCUUUCCUCCUGCCAAACUUACAUCAACCAGUGACAUUACUGCGAAAACACCUCCGAGCAAUUCAGGCUUUCUUUCUGACAAACCUACAUCAUCCACUGACAUUAUUGCAAAAGGACCUUCUACCAGUAUUUCAGGCUUUCUUCCUGACAAACCUACAUCAUCGACUGACAUUACUGCAAAAGCACCUUCUACCAGUAUUUCAGGCUUUCUUUCUGCCAAACCUACGUCAUCCACUGACAUUACCGCAAAAGCACCUUCUACGAGUAAUUCAGGCUUUCUUUCUGCCAAACCUACAUCAUCGACUGACAUUACUGCAAAAGCACCUUCUACCAGUAUUUCAGGCUUUCUUCCUGACAAACCUACAUCAUCCCAUGACAUUACUGCAAAAACACCGUCUACCAGUAUUUCAGGCUUUCCUUACAAACCUACAUCAACCAGUGACAUAAUUGCGCAAACACCUACAAGCAAUUCAGGCUUUCUUCCUGACAAACCUACAUCAUCCACUGACAUUAUUGCGAAAACAUCUUCUACGAGUAAUUCAGGCUUUCCUCCUCACAAACCAACAUCAUCCACUGACAUUGCAAAAUCACCUUCAGGCUGUCCUCACAAACCUACAUCAUCCACUGGCGUUAUUGCGAAAACACCUACGAGUAAUUCGGGCUUUCCUCCUCACAAACCAACAUCACCUAUUAACAUUAUUGAGGGAAUCUUUUCUAAUUCAGGCUUUCCUCCUUCCAGCCCUACAUAUUCCAACAACGACCUUUCAGGGGAACCCAGUUAUUCUGCCUUUCCACGUCACACGUCUACUAGUUCUUUUUUCAAUUCACUCGACAAAUUAGUAAACACCUUUGACAGAAUACCCUCACUACAACCAAUCUCUCUUUUGAACACAGACACAUCUCCCAUUGAUAGUUUUUCUCGUGAACCUUCCAGUCCUAUUUAUGGUGGUUCUACAACGUUUCGUUCUACAGCACCUUGUGAACCCGUCUCUCGUUCUACCCCAAAGAGCCUCUGUGAUAUCCCAGUGCCACCUGAUACAAAUGAUCAGUAUAUUUUCAUCCCUGAACACACUCGUGGUGCUAGCAGCGUCUCGAGUUACCAUAGAAAAGACGGCACGUUCGUAAGGGGGUAUGAACGAGGACCUUGCGUGGUGAGGGAGCACUGGCGAAGGAAAAAUUAACACUUCUUUUGAUAGCGUCAUGGGUUCCUUGUUGCUAUUCGCAUUAACCUCUCGGGAAUUCGCUUGAGAGAAGGCAGUAGAGAAGGCGUAGCAGGCAACCGACCCCUUAAUGUAGGGAUAACGGUGGGAAAGAAGAAGAAGAAUUCGCUGUAAUUUGUUGUGUCGUGGCUGAAUUUCCCUGGUUCGUGAAACUACUGCUAAGUAUUUCAGGAAGCUUGAGUCAUCGUUUUUUGCCAAUAUCUUACAAACCAAUCGAGUGAUUGGUAUGGUACUUUGAAACAGAGUUUCUCACGCCCUCCCUUCAUUUUUGAUAAAACAAAAUUCCAUGUCCAAACACAGAUUUUAAAGACACGUUAUUCUUGAAUUUUAGGACAUAGCCAAACCUAGCCAGUCCAGAUUUACGAAUUCAUUCGGAUAUGCACUCUCUGGGUACUUCCCCCCUCUACCCACCCUUCCUCAUUCUUUAAACCUCAUUUCCCCGUCUGUCUUUUCAUUCAUUCUCCUCCCCACCCCCCCACCCCCUGCCCCCCCCCCCCCCUUCCCCGCCCGUCUCUCUCCAUCUCUCUCUCUUCGCAGUAUUUUUUAUGUAAUGGAAUGUUUCCAGGCACAUGUUAGCAUUGCAAUUUUCGCUUACUCGGGGAGUAAGCGUACAAACUUCUUUGUUGUUGUUGUUGUUGUUGUUAUUAGGAUGUCAUACGGAAAAACCUCAAAAGGUCUGAAAAAAAGUGUUUCACAAUAAGUUAAAGAUACAGGAAUUUUAGGAAAGGAUAUUUAUGAUUUAUUUAUUAGAACGAAAAUGUAAAAAAUAAAUAAAGUGCAUGUUAAACAGUAGAGAAAAACUAUUUCUAAGAAAAUAUAGCGUUUAUAUUUAUUUUAAUUUUCGUUGGUGAAACAACGCGCUAUUUGACCAUAGAUUUUAGCAUGUACCACGAGUAUGCUGGAGGUCGGAUCGCGCCUUGUUCAAGUGAGCAAUGUAGGAUGAAAUGAGCUAAUGACCUACUUGGUUAUUCAGAAAUUGGGGGGUUUCCGAAAUCUUUGUAGUUGAUGAAUGAAAUUCGGGUCUGUCAAGAGUAUUUUGUUUUAUUCAUUUAUCCUUUUUACAUUACUAUUCCAGACUUAGUAUCCAUUUCACAAAGGUGGAUUGAUAACGAGAGAAAGAAGGGUCGGCGAGGGGAGGGGGGUGUUGGGGGGGGGGGAAUAAGGGAAAGAUAAAACUUGACUUAUUGACAUAGUAUUUUACAUCAAUGAUAUUGUGUGCAUUGUGUCAAAUGGUUAUGACCUGUUCUAUGAUUUUAACCAAUUAUUUUUUAAUUUCAUAUGAAAACAGCGAAUUUAGAAUGAACAUGAAAUAACUUUUCAUCACAAAAUCAUGCGAACAAAAUAAAAACAAUCACAUUCAUGAAGAAAGUAACGUACGAUACGGUGUGUAGUUCCUCACUGGAUGAGUCGGUUGCGUACUCGCCUACCAACGCGGAAUCAGAGGAAUGUAUUUCUGGUGAUUAGAAAUUCACUUCUCGAUAUAACGUGGUUCGGAUCCCACAAUAAGCUGUAGGUUCCAUUGCAAAUUAACCAAUUGGUUCCUUGCCAGGUAAAUAAAAAUGUGGGCAAUCGGGCCAGCCAUAUACACACAC